GGGGGUGCCAAACAUUACUCCUCUUAGCAGAAAAUUGCAAUCUUCCUCUUCUUCUUUCUUUAAAAUCUCCGAGCCGACAUAUGCACACUCAAGUGAAAAAAUCUUUUUUGUUUCGGCUUUACGCUCUACUGUGCAUGCACCACCACGCGAAGAAGGAAGAAGCAGGAAAAGGGUCACUCUGUGAUGCUUGCUAAGAAGAACCCCAGGCCUGGGCAGUUUUCUGCUGAUAGGAGCACCGGCCCGGGGUAUCAGAACAACAAACACUGAGUGAGAUAUUCUGAACCAUGGCUGACUCAAGCCAGCAAGAUGAUAUUACAACCACUCCAUCUGCAGCCCAAAAGAAGCUUCAGAGAGCGAUCUGGUUCUUCCGCUCAGGAGACCUCACUACCUGGAACUAUGCUAUUCUAGGCCUGGCGCUUGCUGGACUUGUCUUGGGAAUGUUCCUUUUGAUACGAAAUAUACUUGGGAACAGAAAGAGGAAGAUGAUUGAAAUGCAUAAGAAAAACGAGGGUUCUGCUUUGCCAGAGGAGGUUGAUAACAAACAGGCAGAGGUCCACUUGGAAAAAGAAGACCCUUUGACUAAGAAUAAUCUGUUGCAGCAAGAGAUGAAGUCUGGGGAUAUCACAAUGCAGUGGAAGGACGGCAACAUUGAAUCCCUUUACACCAUACUGCCAGAAGAGGACGUAUAAGACCUCUGCAUUAUAUUGUAUUAAAGGACAGCAUGUGCCCAGGCCUCCAGAAAAAAAAUCCACAUUGCAAACACAUUUCCCAUGGUCAUAAUAUUUUACAGCAUCCAACUCUCUUGCUGGAUCUCCUUAAAAUGGAAACUAUGAACAGAUAGAAUUAGCGAAUUACAGUGUAUUACAAGCCUCUACCUCAGUGGUUGUAAAACUGUUCCAGUUCAAGCCACAAGGUCCAGCUUUCGCCAGGGAUGUCUUUGAUGGUCUAACCUUUAAUCAGGCCCCUGGCUCAUGAAAAUAGGUACAGAUGUAAGAAAGUAUCAUUGUUUCAGUUAUAGUGCCUAGGACAGCAAAUACACAUUUACCCCAAAUCUUACCCAAUCUGGGCUUUCAUGUGUAUCUAGGAGAGCAAAUAAAGAGCAUGUCUACCAGUUCUCAGCCUAAAUGGCCUUCCGACUGAGACCCCUGCCACUGUUCCAAGCUUUCUCCCCACCCCUAGUGGGUCCAGCCACACAGUUUGGAUACCAAACCUACCUGUUACUAUAUUUGCUGUUAGGAAUUCAUGAAUGCUAUGUUGUUCAAGCAGAAUAGAAAGGAUACUAUAUGUGUGGGAGUAUUAAAAAAAACUCAGAUGACAGUACUUUGCUCCCUUGGAUGGCUGGUUGCAAGCAAGCACAGGUAAUGUAGGACAAUGGGAUGACAGUUUAGAGCAAUGAAGUGUUUACCAUGAAGUGUUAAAUCAGGGAAUGCCAGAUAUUAUGCCUGUGAACUGCAUUAAACCUUUAGUAUUUUACAUUUUGAUUGUAGCAAUAUAAUUGUAAUUUAAAUUACAGCCAUGUUUUGAGUGAGGCAGUGAAUUGUGUAAAAUAGCUAAAUGGAACUUACAAUUAUAAUAAUAAUUUAUUAUAAAUAAUAAUUUAGUUACUUAUAAUACUUUAUACAUUGCUUAAUAGCGCUGUGUCAUUUUCUGUUACAUUAGAGAUACGGUGUUCAUAAAAUUCUGUAUUUUAAAGUAUUAUGGAUUUGCUUUUCUCCCUUACCAUACC
This is a messenger RNA of Xenopus laevis (African clawed frog), 1726 nucleotides long. Its product is annotated as organic solute transporter subunit beta. NCBI's taxonomy places the organism in Eukaryota, Metazoa, Chordata, Amphibia, Anura, Pipidae. The transcript is spliced from 4 exons. The record is from RefSeq and is a predicted model, not a curated record. The coding region runs from base 285 to 689 and encodes 134 amino acids.